Molecule: messenger RNA, 630 nt
Organism: Acanthosepion pharaonis
Lineage: Eukaryota; Metazoa; Mollusca; Cephalopoda; Sepiida; Sepiidae
Source: the annotation of a GenBank genome assembly
AUGUUUCCUUUGUUUCUUCCGUUUCACUUCCUUCAUUGCUUUUUGUUUUUUUUGCUCUCUAUCUCUCACUCUCUCACUCACUCACUCUCUGUCACUAUCUUUCACACUCUCUCUCACUCUCGCUCACUCUCUCUUUGCGCCAUUCAUUCUGAUUUUUCGUUAUUUUCCCUAGUUUGUAUUUUUGUUGUUUUGAUUACCUUUCUUUCUUUCUUUUUUUCUUUCUUUCUUUACAUGUUUUUAACUUUAACAAUCACUUGUUUUUCUUUCCUUCGUUUCUUUUUCUUUCUUUCUUUCUUUCUUUCUUUCUUUCUUUCUGUCUUUCUUUCUUUCUUUCUUUCUUUCUACCGCUAUUUUAACCUUCCAUCAUCAUUUCAUUAUCUUUCUUUCUUUCUUUCUUUCUUUCUUUUUUCUUUCUUUCUUUCUACCAAUCUUUUUAACCUUCCCUAUCAUUUCAUUUUUUCUUUCUUUCGAUGUAACCUUCCCUAUCAUUUCAUUUUUCUUUCUUUCUUUCUUUCUUUCUUUCUUUCUUUCUUUCUUUCUACUUGUGUUUUAACCUUCCCUAUCAUUUCAUUUUUCUUUCUUUCUUUCUUUCUUUCUUUCUUUCUUUCUUUCUUUCUACUUGUGUUUUAA